Hippocampus comes (tiger tail seahorse) is the source of this 2151-nucleotide messenger RNA. RefSeq names its product solute carrier family 35 member F1 (gene slc35f1). Bases 291 to 1436 code for a protein of 381 amino acids. The record is from RefSeq and is a predicted model, not a curated record. Gene Ontology annotation, molecular function: transmembrane transporter activity. Gene Ontology annotation, cellular component: membrane. Lineage: Eukaryota; Metazoa; Chordata; Actinopteri; Syngnathiformes; Syngnathidae. Gene Ontology annotation, biological process: transmembrane transport. The transcript has 8 exons.
GCCACCGCGUAAAAGGGCGCCCCCUAGUGGUGAAAAUCUUCAACCGUCCGCACAGGUCCAGUCUCUCGUUUUGCGGCUUCAAAACGGGCGCUUGGAAUCCUGGAAACCGGCGUGGACCACUUGGACAUCAUCUGACUGAGCUCUUCAACGUUCAACACAGGGCACAGGAGGCUCUUCUUCCUCCUCCUUCCUCCUCCUCCUCCUCCUCGAGGCCACUGCCCGUCUUCUCCCGCCUUCCUCUCUCUCCACGAAGCAGAAAUGUGCUGAUCGCUCCUCUCGCUCGAGCAACGAUGAUUUCCGUCGUGUCCACUGUGGAGAGCCUUCCAAGGGGCACGGGGACCCCGGCACCGAGCGUGUACCAGCGGAUCAGAAAGAUCUUGAACAGGGACCUGCUGGUGACAUUGGCCUUCGGUCAAGUCCUGUCCUGGUUAAUCUGUGCCAUCGGCCUGACGAGCAAAUACCUGGCUGAUGACUUCCAUGCUAACACGCCGGUGUUCCAGAGUUUUCUUAACUACAUCCUGCUGUUUCUGGUCUACACCACCACGCUGGCGGUCAGGCAAGGUGAAGGAAACUUGUUGGCCAUUCUGAAGCAGCGCUGGUGGAAGUACAUGAUUUUAGGUUUCAUAGACAUCGAAGCCAACUACCUGAUACUAAAAGCUUACCAAUACACCACACUGUCCAGCGUGCAGUUGUUAGACUGCUUUGUCAUCCCAGUGGUCCUACUGCUGUCCUGGUUCUUUCUGUUGGUGAGAUACAAGUUCAUCCACGUUGUAGGCACAUUACUGUGUCUUAUGGGUAUUGGGUGCAUGGUGGGGGCUGACAUCCUACUUGGCCCUCAGCAGGCUCUCGGGGAACAAAAGCUGUUUGGUGAUCUGUUAGUUUUGGGGGGAGCAACUUUGUAUGGGAUCUCCAAUGUCUGUGAGGAGUUCAUCGUGAAGAACCUGAGCCGUGUGGAGUUCCUGGGCAUGAUUGGUCUCUUUGGGUCAUUUUUCAGUGGCAUCCAACUGGCCAUAAUGGAACACAAGGAGUUGCUGAAGGUUCCCUGGGACUGGCAGAUCGGUCUUCUCUAUGUGGGCUUCAGUGCCUUCAUGUUCAGCCUGUACAGCUUCAUGCCGCUGGUGAUGAAGAGGACGAGUGCUGCCUCGAUCAAUCUCUCUCUGCUCACAGCUGACCUGUACAGUGUCUUGUGUGGUCAUUUCCUCUUUCAUUAUAAGUUUUCUUGCCUCUAUUUGCUGUCAUUCAUCCUAAUUAUCUUGGGCCUGGUGGUUUAUUCCUCUACAUCCACCUAUAUGGUCCAGGACCCCCGAGUAUACAAGCAGUUCAGGAACACAGUCAACCAUCGUCCCAGUGAAUCCCUCCAGCCCAGUCAGCGAGUCUUGGAACCAUCUGUAGCAUACACCAGCUUGGGCCCUGAGUUGGGGGAGGAACCUAAUUAACGUGUCAUUUAGCAUGGUAUAUAAGAUUGUUGAUUGUUGGAGACUAGAGGUGGAUAUGUGGGAUGCAAACACUUUGGCCCACAGUUGUGUACAAAGAGCUGUCUCUGAUGCUCAUGCAAAACUGGGUGAUCACUUCCUGUUUGGACCAGGUGUUGAUUUUAUGGGCUAUACUAAGAACAAGAAGCUUUAGAUCCCCCACGACAGUUUCGUUGUACCUACCAGAACGUGUGUCUGAAAAAGACGGAAUGUUAUUGAUUCACUCAAGACUGGCCGCUACAGUGGUGAAUAUAAAUUAUGAAACGAUGUACAUAGGUUGGUACAGUAUUAUUAUUAUUUUCUCUUUCUCGUUAGCUCUUUCGAUACCGUACUGUUUGCGCUUGCUAAGCGUGCGCAAACUGUGUUCCGUUUGUUUGUGGGUGCUUGAUGUGUUUUUUUUUUUUUUUGACAUUUUACAGUGAAGCCAUCUGCUCAAACACAACUACGUGGUAGUGAUCAAUGACUUGAGCCUUUAACUUCUUACUGCCACAAAUGGAAAUAAAACUUGAUACCUAUACAGUAAAUGAACUUUAUUCAGUUCAAAUGGAGUUUUUGGUCAGCACAAAUACCCAUGUGUGAAUAUCACAGGAACUCCGGUCUGCUUUCAGAAUUUUAUAAUUUGUAAAUUACAGAAAAAUGACGACUAAGAAAAACAAUUCUGAAAUAAAACAGAAGUAAG